AUGGAGCAGAUAAAGGCGAGCAUAGCUGCGGAGAAAAAUAAGCCAAAGAAGGAAAUAAAAUCUCGGCUAGCUCCGUUAUUGGCAGCUCCGGUUCCGAGGAAGAUGACAGAGAACACACCAACAGGUAGGUUAAUCGUACUUUUCAACUUCACAUUUUACAUAUUUUAA
This is a messenger RNA of Enterobius vermicularis (human pinworm), 168 nucleotides long. Lineage: Eukaryota; Metazoa; Nematoda; Chromadorea; Rhabditida; Oxyuridae. The record is from the annotation of a GenBank genome assembly.